This is a messenger RNA of Entelurus aequoreus (snake pipefish), 3284 nucleotides long. RefSeq names its product leiomodin 2 (cardiac) b (gene lmod2b). The transcript is spliced from 6 exons. The record is from RefSeq and is a predicted model, not a curated record. The coding region runs from base 745 to 2289 and encodes 514 amino acids. Gene Ontology annotation, molecular function: tropomyosin binding. NCBI's taxonomy places the organism in Eukaryota, Metazoa, Chordata, Actinopteri, Syngnathiformes, Syngnathidae. Gene Ontology annotation, cellular component: myofibril; striated muscle thin filament. Gene Ontology annotation, biological process: muscle contraction; myofibril assembly; pointed-end actin filament capping.
AUUAUUAUUCCUGUUUUAAUCCUUGAUUUAAUUUUCAUAUAUUUUGUGGUUUCACAAAAGGAAAAUUAAUUAAAAAAAAAAAAAAAUUCUGUACACCUUCAAAAAUUGCAUCUAAAUUCUGAGGCUAAAAGCCAAAAGAAAUGAGUUGAGGACUGACAACAUAUCAUAGCAGUGGCCUCAGUAACCAAGCAAGUAUGCCCCCUAGUGGCUGUGAACAGCAUAGGACAGAAAUUUGGAGUCAACAAUCAAGUCAAAUAUACAAAUGGUGUCAUGAUUUAGUAAAGAGAGGAGCUUUAACGAUGCCUUUUAAACGUCAUGAUUUGUUUGUCUGCACUGGACUUUGUUGUUGGGCGUGUCGCCUUGUCUGUUUUUGGCCAUGAACAAAGGCCCUCAGGCAUGUCUGACACCGUGCUGUGUUGACAGGCCCGCCUUCUCUGAGCUCACAUGCUUUUCAUGGAGCGCUUGGCUCCCAAAAAAAGACAGUGCAUCAUGAGGGCCGCACUUUUGCUACGUACCCCUCUGAUCCCCCCUCUUAAGGCUGGGGCGGCAGCUGAGGGAGAUUAGAGAGGACGAGGACGGCGGUGGACAACAACACCAGCAGCCUGGAGAAAUCUGCUUCAAUCUGGAGUCACUUUUGGGAUCUCAAGCAACCUUUUAUUGGAUGUGCACGGUUUUUGAGCUCAGGUACCGCUUGAUGAACAGUGUCUAGGCUUCUUAACGCCUCUCGUCUUCACUAAUUUGGCCAUGAGUUGCUUCGGGUACCGCCGAGAGCUGAGCAAGUACGAAGAUGUGGACGAGGACGAGCUUUUGGCCUCGCUCAGCCCAGAAGAGCUGGCUGAGCUGGAGAAAGAGCUUGCGGACAUUGACCCCGAUGCCAACGUGCCCAUAGGACUCCGACAGAGGGACCAGACGGACAAGACCCCGACUGGCACCUUUAGUCGAGAGGCCCUCAUGAAAUACUGGGAGAACGAGACACGGAAAAUCCUAGAAAAUGAGAUCGGUGGAGAAAUUCCUAAAGGGGAGGAAGAGGAUGAGAGUGUAACAGACAGAAACAGCGCGUCGGAGGACGAAAAAGACGACGAAAGUGAGAAAGAGCAGAAAAAGCUAAUGCAGGAAGAAGAGGAGGAAGAAGAAGAGGACGAGAGCGAGGAGGACGAGGAAGAAGAGGAGGUCGUCACCGAGGAGGACGACGAAGAAGAGGAGCAAGCAGCCGCAGACGUGGAGCCUCCCACGCUGCUCAAACCACAGAGGGUGGAGCCUGUGAGACUAACUCCUCCCCCUCCACCUGCGGACCCCAACAGCAAUCCCACCGUUGUCGACGAGGCCCUGCAGCGAGUGCUUAGCGACGACCCUGAACUCACAGAGGUCAACUUGAAUAACAUUGACGACAUCUCGCAGGACACUCUUAUCAGAUUCGCGGAGGCCCUGAGGUCCAACACUCACGUGCGACUCUUCAGCCUCGCCAACACCCGAGCGGACGACCCGGUGGCUCUGGCCAUUGCCAAGAUGCUGCGAGAGAACUCGUCCGUCGUCAGCCUCAACAUCGAGUCCAACUACGUGAGCGGGAAGGGCGUGAUGGCGCUGGUUCAAGCGCUGCCGGCAAACAACACCCUGACGGAGCUGCGAUUCCACAACCAGAGGCACAUGUGUGGAGGACAGGUAGAGAUGGAAAUGGUGAAAAUACUGCGGGAAAACCACACCUUGAUCAAACUGGGCUACCAGUUUAACCUGCCAGGACCCAGGAUGAGCAUGACAGGCAUUCUUACCAGGAACCAGGACCGCCAAAGGCAGAAACGAAUGCAGGAGCAGAGACAGCAACCGGAAGGAGCCAUCAACCCUCGCACCAGCGCACUGAGAGGAACACCCUGCAGCUCACCAAGAUCCUCACCUUGGUCCUCACCCAAAAUGGCUAAGAAGCAAACCCCACCCGCACCACCUCCACCUCCACCACCGCCACCCCCACCACCGCCCCCUCCCCCCCGCCAGGAAAAGAAGAAGCCCACCAGGACGAUCGCAGAGGUGAUCAAAUGCCAUGAAGCGGGCAGUAGGAAGACCAAGAGCAAAGGGAAGAAGGGCAAGAAGGGCAAAGCGGGAAAAGACGAGACCACCUCCAUCCUCAAGGAGCUGAAGAACGCGCUCAGACCUGUGUCGGUGGAGAGGCGCGGGGGGGAGGAGGGCAGCAGGCCAUCCACGCCCAUGAGGUCGGCCCACGACCAGCUGAUGGACUCCAUACGGAACAGCAGCAUCCGCGGCCUGAGGAAGGUGGAACUACCUUCACAUCUACUAUAAUACAGAAGAGGAAAUAAUUAAUGUUGCCAUAGUUACUGGGAGUGGAGAGGAAGACCAACGUGGCCAAAAACAAAACAAAUGUUGGAAUUACUGCAAUGUAAUUUUUUUUUUUUUAAAUUUUCCAUUGUUUUAGAUUUGUUUACUGGUUAUUCUUUCCAUGUUUUUCUCAUAAAUUUGUAAAUAUGCCAUGCUUUUUGUCUAAAUAUGAACUUUUUUGUGAGCGUUUUUUUGUCAAUAUGUUUAAAGGUUGUAUUUUUUUUUCUUUUAUCGAGAUCAUUAAGAUCGUAUUUUUCAACAGACACGAGUCAGUUAAUUCAUGCGUGUUCUAUUCGGGUAGCAAGUGACAGCCCAGAAUAACUAAAUGCAGAUAUGUGAUCGACAUCACUGGCAGCAGGAAGUGAGCACUCACUUUGUUUUGUGAUAUGAUGGGGAAGAUGAAGGGCUUAUAGAAAGAAACAGAUGGGAUGCUCAGACAUGACAGAUGCAAGACUAAAAAGAAGCUGUGAACAUGCACCAGAUAUGUCUAAAAUUCCAAUUAUCAAUGUCAAUUUCUUCCUUUUACUUAAAAAGCGAGUAAAACCAGUAAUGUGCUACUUAGUAGGAUAUAACACAGAGACGGAAUGCGAUGAGGAUAACACUUCCUGCAGCAAUUUGUCAUGGUCUGUCCAAGUGUCAAUAAGGGGAACCCCUUCAAUGACUCCUGCUAUAAACCCUCACUUCCUGCUUCCUUGUAAAUGUGGCCCCUCAUGUAAAAUGCAAAGAAGUCCAAGCCCAGUCCCUCGAGAUACAAUUAAACUGUUAAUGGUGCAAGAUGUGCAAUAUCUGCAUGGUGAUGACGAAGUGGAAUGGGCUAAUGCAUGCAUUCGUACUAAUCAUGAUGAUGUUUUUCAAAGACAUGUAUGUUGUUGUAAUGGAAAGUGACAUACCUGCUGUAAUCCCUCUUAGACGGUCCACAGUUCAGGGUCAUUACAGCUAAAAAUAAAAUGGUCACACUU